AGCCAUGAACUUCUUGCUCUGCCUCGCCGUUGUCGUGCUGGUCGUCUCCGCUCAGCGGCUGCCCGCCAGAGAAGACUUGGAGGCCGCAUGCGGAGACUUCCUCGGAGACGGAUGUCUAUCCCGCGUGCGUCGCUGCCGCAACAUCCGCCGCAGCUCCGUAGAUGUGGAAUCCAAUAGGGACAUCGUCUUGGCAUGCGCCCGCGAGAACAACAUCAGGCCUCUCGACAUCAUGGCCGCCUUAAGGACUUCGGAAGGAAGGGAACAGAUCUUCGACAAACUCGAUGCGUCCCGGCAAACCAUCGACAACAUGCGCCUCUGCGUCCUGCGUUCCAAGGGACUGGCAGACGAAAAUGGCAACAUAAACGGUGAACUGAUGAGCACACAGAUCGAAGACAAACUGCGCGCCAAUUUGGAAGGCUCUCCCGACGUCUUGGAUGUCAUGUUGAAUGCACUUGCAAACUGCACUCUUCCAGUCACUGUCUCGGAUGUUCCCGACUUCCGCAAGUGCCUGGCAGUCGACUGCAUCCAGAACUUGCCAUCCGGGAACUAGGCGCCAAGGUCCCCGACUGAGCAACAGGAGGCCUCGUCGCCUCUGGACACCCUUCCGUUUACUUUCUCCCUUUCUUUAUCGGGUGCUUUCAACUUACUGUUUUCUUUCGUUAUUUGAGUUUGGGUAUCUUUCGUUUUGGCACUUUUGAAAAUAAA
This is a messenger RNA of Penaeus indicus, 705 nucleotides long. RefSeq lists its product as uncharacterized. The record is from RefSeq and is a predicted model, not a curated record. The transcript has 4 exons. The coding region runs from base 5 to 550 and encodes 181 amino acids. NCBI's taxonomy places the organism in Eukaryota, Metazoa, Arthropoda, Malacostraca, Decapoda, Penaeidae.